Messenger RNA from Hylaeus anthracinus, 1111 nucleotides. RefSeq lists its product as uncharacterized. The record is from RefSeq and is a predicted model, not a curated record. The coding region runs from base 141 to 1037 and encodes 298 amino acids. The transcript is spliced from 6 exons. Lineage: Eukaryota; Metazoa; Arthropoda; Insecta; Hymenoptera; Colletidae.
AUUCAAAUGCUAUUCAAAAGUCUCGAAAAGUUUUAUUACCAUUUAGAAUUAUAAUCUCAAUUAUAAAGAAGCUUAAAGAUCGUUUAUCGUUCAAUUUAGACAAAUAUCUUCAAAAGAGGUUACGAAUAACUGUAUAUGUGAUGGAUGAUACAAAAGAGAUCAUGUCUGAUAUUUACAAUACUUUAGUGCAAAUACGUUAUCCUAAAAUAACAACAGCGAUUGGCGAAGAUGUACAAGCGACAGUUCUCAGUGGAGAAAAUCGUAUUACCUUGUUAUCUUGGCUCCUAACUGAGAAAUCUCCAAAGGUAGCCAAUACGUUGGAGAAUUUAAAAGGCGCUGCCUUGGAAGCGAAGCUCUCCAAGUACUAUUCUGAAAUUGGGAUCUGUACUAACAGGAACAUCGUGCUGGGAAAGUGUACGCUACGAGAGCAACUUCCUUUCUUAAGACUGUUAUUAGAAUUUAUAAAGUGUGUACACGUUGCAGAGCCAUCUAAUAACGAGGAUAACGUACUUUACAAGUCUGUAGAAGAUAUGAUACAGGAUUGUAUUCUUGAAAAUCCAGGCGACGAAUCGAAACUGAUCCGUUCGGAAUCUUUGCUGGACCUCAAUCUGAAAGAGUACACGACUAAUCUAAAGUCGAAUUCUAAUUACGAAAUUAAAAAGGGAGAAUGCGUGGGAAAUGAAACAAUGGAGAAAGAGGAUGACAAGGGUGACGAAAAAGAAAAUGAUAUAAAUUUGUUGUUUAAUGCGGAGAGAGAGAAGUUUAUAGAAGCUUUUUCAACGAUCGAGUCCUGGCCAAUGUUCAAGGAAAUAAACGAAAAGAAUCAAAAGAAUACUAUGACUUCUAUGGAUGAUGAUAUAAAAGAUAUAUGCUCGAACUUCUCUACUUUAACGCAGUUUCUGCAAACGAAAGAAGAAAUAUAUAACGCGAAUAUACCGAAACAGUUGAGUCAAAUAAACACACCGCUGAAUAAAAUUAUCAAGGAUGUUGUUGUCGAUAUAGAAGAAGCUGUAUACGCGUGUAGUAAUAGUCAUUAAAUUAUUAGCAUACGGUAAUACCUAUAUAUUUGUACUUUUAUGAAAUAGAAAAUAUUAAAUCUACCUGUACAGUA